This is a messenger RNA of Eurypyga helias (sunbittern), 1965 nucleotides long. RefSeq names its product vacuolar protein sorting-associated protein 13A-like. The transcript has 20 exons. The record is from RefSeq and is a predicted model, not a curated record. Gene Ontology annotation, biological process: protein targeting to vacuole; autophagy; protein retention in Golgi apparatus. Gene Ontology annotation, cellular component: extrinsic component of membrane. Lineage: Eukaryota; Metazoa; Chordata; Aves; Eurypygiformes; Eurypygidae. The annotation marks the transcript as partial.
AUGAUACAGGCAGGAGCCGUAGCACUGAAGAAUCUUGAAAUAAAAGAAAAUGCACUGAGUCAGCUGGAUGUGCCAUUUAAAGUUAAAGCAGGACAUAUCGGUCAACUUAACCUACAGAUUCCAUGGCAAAACCUUUAUACUCAACCUGUUGAGGCAGUUCUUGAUGGAGUUUAUUUGCUUAUUGUGCCCACAGCCAGCAUCAAAUAUGAUGCUGAAAAAGAAGCCAGGCAGCUUUUGGAAGCAAGACAGAGGGAAUUGCAAAGGAUAGAGGAAGCAAAGCAGAAAAUAGCUGACCAAGAUAAAGUGAAAGAAGAGAAACAAGACACUUUUGUAGAAAAACUAGUCACUCAGGUCAUCAAAAAUCUUCAGGUGAAAAUUUCCAACAUCCAUAUUCGCUAUGAAGAUGAUAUCACAAAUCGGAAUAACCCCUUGUCAUUUGGGAUUUCACUUCAGAAUCUCAGUUUGCAGACCUCAGAUAAGAAUUGGAAUCCAUGUUUACAUGACGAAACUGCUAAGUUGUUCUACAAGCUUGUACGGCUGGAUAACCUUUUUGCUUACUGGAAUGUGAAAUCAGAGAUGUUCUAUCAUGGUGGUUGUGAAGAAUCGUUGGUUAAUUUAAAACUGGGAGUUGCCAGCCACAAUGUGAUUCCAGAAGGUUAUGAUUUUGUAUUCCGUCCAAUUUCAGCUAGAGCCAAACUCCUUAUGAAUCCUCGAUCUGAUGUUGACUUUUCAUCACCCAAAAUGGAUUUAGAUGUAAAUUUACAGGAUAUAACUGUGGAAUUCAAUAAGCCACAGUAUUUCAGUGUUAUGGAGCUUCUUGAGUCUAUUGAUAUGAUGACUCGAAAUCUGCCAUAUAGGAAGUACAGACCUGAUGUUCCAUUGCACAACAAUGCCAAGACAUGGUGGAAAUACGUUAUUUAUGGCAUCCUUGAAGUAAAUGUUCAACCUAAGCUCCAAAUGUGGUCAUGGGAACAUAUUCGGCACCAUAGGAAGCAAGUGAAGACAUACAAAGAGAUGUAUAAAACAAAAAUAACAGCAAAAAAACCUAAUGAAGAAAUUGUAAAAUUGUUGGAGGAAUUUGAAAAGUCCUUGGAUAUUUUUAACAUCACUCUAGCACGACAACAAGCAGAAGUUGAGGCAACUAAGGCUGGAUUAAAAAUCUACCGACCAGGAGUCAAGCAAGAUGAUGAAAAUUCUGGUGGCUGGUUUAGUUGGAUAUGGAGCUGGUCAGGUGAAAAAAAGGAUGAACAAAACCAAGAAGUAAAGGGUUCAAGUCUUGAAGAGCUGAUGACCCGUGAAGAGAAGGCUAAACUUUAUGCAGCAAUUGGAUAUAGUGCAACAGCUGUGGAUCCAACCCUUCCAAAAUCAUAUGAAGCCAUGAAGUUCUCUGUGAAGUUAUUAAGCAUGUCUAUAUCACUAAGAGAAAACAAGCAAACUCCCAAGCUGGUAGAAUUUGCAUUAGCUGGCUUGAGUACAGUAUUUACCCAGCGACCAGGUGCACAAGCAAUAAGAUUUGAAACAAGAAUUACCUCACUUGAAGUUACAGGCAUGUCUCGAGAAAAGUGUAUACCCUGUCUCCUAUCUUCUCGAACAGUCUAUUCAGAUGAGAGUACCUCACUUCUAAGCAUAAUGUUUGAGACUAAUCCUUUGGAUGAGAAAGCAGAUCAGAGGCUUAGAAUAGAAUCACAGCCACUGGAAAUAGUAUAUGAUGCAAUGACAAUAAAUAGCUUAGUGGAUUUCUUCAGGCCUCCAAAAGAGGUACAUUUAGAGCAACUGACAUCAGCAACUCUGAUGAAGUUGGAAGAGUUCCGUGAAAAAACAUCAACAGGUUUGUUGUAUGUUAUUGAAACCCAGAAAGUUCUUGACCUCAAAAUUAACCUCAUGGCUUCAUACAUUAUUGUUCCACAAAAAGGAUUCUAUGACUGUACAUCAAAUCUACUACUUCUGGAUCUUGGUAGUCUUAAG